GACAGAGCGAGAGAGUUCGUAUUCGUUUUCGCUGAUCUUUCUCUCUCAGCUCAUCUAAGCCCAGCCGUCGUUCGUUUUGUUUGGUUCCUGAGAAAAUCAGAAAGAAAGGUUAAUUUUUUUGUUAUUAUUAUUUUUGUGUCAUAAAAUUAAUCAGUUCGAGAUGCAAGCCGUGGUGCUGAAUCCACCACUGCCGUACUGCACAGCCCAACAACCCAUUCAGCCAUCGGUCUCCAAGAGUUGGAGCUCGUUCAGAGGCCCCCAUGUUUCGUUUAGCAGAGGCUCGUGUAGCCUUGUUAGGAUUCGGUUGCCUUCAGCUUCAAAAGGGUUAGUUGUAAAGGCUGUUGCUACUCCAGAUUCAGCAGUGGAAUUACCACUAACUGCAGAGAACGUCGAAACUGUAUUGGAUGAAGUUCGACCAUAUCUAAUUGCAGAUGGUGGGAAUGUAGCAUUGCAUGAAAUUGAUGGAAAUGUGGUACGGUUGAAGCUACAGGGAGCUUGUGGCUCUUGUCCAAGUGCUGUUAUGACAAUGAAAAUGGGCAUUGAGCGUCGUUUAAUGGAAAAAAUCCCUGAAAUAGUUGCAGUGGAACCAAUUGCAGAUGAAGAAACAGGCUUGGAGUUGAAUGAAGAAAAUAUAGAGAAGGUACUUGAAGAAAUAAGGCCUUACCUUGUUGGAGAAGCUGGGGGAUCUCUUGAGCUUGUGACAAUAGAGGAGCCAAUAGUAAAAAUUCGGAUUACAGGACCGGCGGCAGGUGUGAUGACAGUAAGGGUUGCUGUUACACAGAAAUUGAGGGAAAAAAUUCCAGCAAUCGCUGCAGUUCAGCUUCUCUAAAGGAAUUGGCUCAUUUUAUAAUUGUUUCAAAUUUUUUGUCCAACGGUUCUUUAGAUAAAAGAGUGUGUAUAAGCUCUGUAAGCCCUUGGCAAUGAUGUUUACUCAGUCAGUGUAUAGUAUUGUAAACUACAGAUGCAGUGAUGUUACUUGAGGAAAUUUUAAGUAUGGGGCCUUUUAUACAAGUUUUUCACUUUUCAAAACUCUCCAA
Molecule: messenger RNA, 1037 nt
Organism: Humulus lupulus (European hop)
Lineage: Eukaryota; Viridiplantae; Streptophyta; Magnoliopsida; Rosales; Cannabaceae
Product: nifU-like protein 2, chloroplastic
Exons: 4
Coding region: 161-829 (222 amino acids)
Biological process (GO): iron-sulfur cluster assembly
Cellular component (GO): chloroplast stroma; mitochondrion
Molecular function (GO): iron ion binding; iron-sulfur cluster binding
Source: RefSeq, a predicted model, not a curated record